UCGACGACACACCAGUUCGUGGCAAACCUCCGUCAACGCUGUACCUUCGACGAUCGUCGUCCAGCGCUCUCGUGAAAAUGACAUCAUUCCAAUUUGUAAACGUGUCGAUCCUAGCGAUUGUGCUACUGUGUUUGGUGUCCAGGGUCCACUUGCAAGAUGACCUAACAAAACUACCGGAAAUCGAUGGCUACAAGCUGCACUGCAUCGAAGCGAGUGGAAUCACUGAAGCUUCGGCCAAGAAGCUACGCAGCGGAGACAAAAUGUUAAGUCCCGAUCAAGCGACCAAGUGCUACGUUCAAUGUUUCUUCUCCAAACUUCGGCUCAUGGACGAGAAAGGUGUGGUGCAGAAGGAUAAGGUGCUAGCGUUUUUGACCAAGAUGAUGGCCGAAGACAAGGCCAAGAAGCUGGCUGAUAAGUGCGAUUUUCGAAGGACCAACCCUUGCGAUACGGCCUAUGCCAUGUUCGAUUGCUAUCAGGAGAAUAAAGCUAAAUUGCUUUGAGUGUUUUUAAUGAAGGGCGUAGAAGAAUCUUAUUGUUUUUGAUAAUACAA
Ochlerotatus camptorhynchus is the source of this 550-nucleotide messenger RNA. Its product is annotated as general odorant-binding protein 56d-like. Gene Ontology annotation, biological process: sensory perception of smell. Gene Ontology annotation, molecular function: odorant binding. Lineage: Eukaryota; Metazoa; Arthropoda; Insecta; Diptera; Culicidae. The coding region runs from base 78 to 500 and encodes 140 amino acids. The record is from RefSeq and is a predicted model, not a curated record. The transcript has 3 exons.